CUCUCCUAGGGUUCCCUCAUCUAGGAUCCAUGGGGAAGAGGAUCAACUUGCCCCGUGCGAACAACUUGAUGCACUAUCUCCCUUCAACCCUUUAGCGAAAUGCGGCAAAAGGAAGGAACAUUUAUAGACCGACCCUAUCGUCUCCACUGGGUGAACAAACACACCCGCAAACCGACCCACCCUUCCAACCCGACCCAGCCUACCCGUAUUUAUCGCUAAAACGAAGAUUUUGGGUUGGGUGAGGGUUUUCUUUUGUACAACCCGCCUCUUUUGGGUUGAGUUUGGAUUUUGGAUUACAAAACCCGUAGAACCCGAUCCAACCCGUGUUCCAACUAUUGGUAUGAGUUCGUAGCCAAAAAAUAUUUAUUGUGCAUAUAGUGAUACUUAUGAGAAAAUUAAGAUAUUUCGCCAUGUUUUUCUCUCAUGGUCUCCCUAAUCUAAUGCAUUUUUCGGCUUAAAGUUUAGACAUAAGUUUAAUAUAGCUAUGAUUCAUGUAAUCUUUUUUCUUGUGUACAAUUUUAAUAGAAUAACAUAUUAUGGACGUUAGUUUAUAAUUUUUUAAGCCCAUUUCAACAAAUGUUGUGAAAAAAACUAGAAAUAUGUUGAAGUAAUCAUAUUUUAAUAAAAUUCAAACAACAUUUGUGAAUUUUGAUUAUUCAUUUGAAAUUUUAAUUAGUUAUAAAACAUUUUUUAGUGUAGAAUAAUUACAUAUUUUGUGUUGACUUGAGUUUUUACUUAAAAAUAUCGCCAACCCGACCCAACCCAAUUAGAAACAAACCGUAGGGUUAAAAUAUUUUUGAUUGGUUUGGGUUUAAUAUUUCAUAAACCGUAGUGCAUUGGUCGGGUGAUUAAAAUGACUAAACCCGGACCACCGGACCCAUGUACACCCCUAUCCACUAAUAUCAUUUCAUAUCUUUUUAGAUAUGAAAAUGAAUUGUAUUUAAUAAAUAACUGUAUUUCUUUUGAAAAGAGAUAGUGAGAUGUAGAGAGAAAAAAAAGUAAUAGGGAAGUGAUAAAAUAAUAAUAAUAAUAAUAAUAAUAAUAAAUUAAAAAGAUAUGAAAAUGAAUUGUAUUUAAUAAAUAACUGUAUUUCUUUUGAAAAGAGAUAGUGAGAUGUAGAGAGAAAAAAAAGUAAUAGGGAAGUGAUAAAAUAAUAAUAAUAAUAAUAAUAAUAAUAAAUUUUGAUUUUACUCAUUCCAUAUCUAUAAAUUUAUAUUUUUUAUAAGAUUCCAUUUCUCAUGGAAAUUCAUUUCAAACUUUUCUUUUAGAUUGUUAAAAUAUGACUUACUUUCGUCGCCUGAGAGAUUCGAACUCUCGCGGGGAAACCCCAUGUACUUAGCAGGCACACGCCUUAACCACUCGGCCAAAGCGACUAUGAUGUUUCUACCUUUUUUCAUUCCAUACAUAAGAAAUACAAUUGAAAAUUUAAUUUCCUGAGCUCUUAGCAUAUCUCAACAAGUUGUAAAAGAAGACAACAACAAACUCGACAAAUCUGCGUACACAAAGAAUAUAUAUAAACUGGGAAUGUGGUGGAAAAACUACUAAACGAAGAUGGUUAACUAAUGACGAUAUAAUAAUCACAAAUACUAAGUUAUCCGUUUAUCUUACAAUGUCGAAAGAGCACCCUCAAGUAAACCUCAACAUAAGGCCAAUUUCGAACCAUAAACGAUUAAAAACACGUUAACCAUUUUAGCGACGGCCUUGUCACCAUAAAACUUAUUAGUUAUUACACGUGAACAAAAUUGCAGAUGAAUGGAGUCUGCAAAUGGCGAGAUGUAGGUAAUGACUGACAACUAACUGGCUAUAUAGUUCUAAUGGAAGGUACAUAUGAUCAUAUGCUCUCCACAUUAUUAACCAAUUGGCUACGACAACAACAAUAACAAUAACAAUAAUAAUCAUAAUCAGAAUACUAAUAAUAAUAACAAUAAUCCUUUCAUGGGUAGAAUCGCCAACAUAUCUUUAUCGAUUAUAGCUAAAUGCACUUAGAAUAUUUUAAUGAUACAAAAGGACAGAGAAAGAGGAAGAGAGCAUUCAGCAAGUUCUAAAGUUAUUCCCUGUUGGAGGCUUUGUCCUGUCUUCCACAUCCCCAUUCCAUCAAUAUUCCACUAAUCAAAAGGUUUUUCCUUUUUUAAUCUUUCAGUUUGUUUGGCCAAGGAUUCAAUUUUCAUUAGAUAAUAUGAAAAAGAGUUACAAUUGAGUUAAUCCCAAGUCUCCCAAUUCUGUAAGAAAGAAGUGUUGACACGUCGUUGUUGAUAACACGUCGUUGUUGAUAACAUGCAUCAGAAUUGCAUAAUUUGACCAGUUCAUCGAGUACAAAUAGGAUUCUCGAGCCAUACAGGCCAGCACCAGAAGUACUUUUAGUUUCCACAAUUAUAUAUUAUGUGCACUAAAAUCGGUUACUUUAGCAUAAGCAAGUGACUAGAAGGUGAAGAAUUGAGACAUUACAGAUGACUCAAGGGGUUAUUAUGAGUCUUUCAUCACCUCAACAAAGCCGAAACCUAGGGUAUAGAACUCUCUGGGAGCCGAGGGUUAAAGAUGAUAGGAAGGAAGACCCAACUGACUAAACCUCCCCUCUCUAUCGAUCGAGCAUAUUCUAAACUUCCAGUCCCUAUUGGUCGAGCAUCAAUGGGACUCCUCUACCUGAUACCCGAUUGGACGUGGCUCAAAAACUAGCACAAGGGAUGAGCCCCCCAACCCAGAAAAGAAAUGGUAACCCCGGAGGAUCUCCAUAUGCUGGUCGACCAAUUGCAAAAUUCGAACUCCAAGUUAUAUCUUCAAGCACUCAAAAUAAUACCGAAAAUAGCCAGAGCCCAGAAAGCCUCCCACUAAUCCACUAUUAAUAGUUGCAAAAGAGAGAGUUUUGCAAAUCUAAAAUGAUAACAGUAAAUAUUUUACUUCUUGCUGAAAAAAAAAUUGUAAAUGAACUACAAGAAGGAGGAAAGAACUGAAAACCCAAGAAACGAGGGGAGGAACCUCUAUCUUGUGGACACAAAAGGCGACAGUAGAAUUCGCCCAACACACCCUUUUGAUUCCCACUCCUAAUGCCCUUCCAACUGCUACAUUCCAUUAUUCCUUUCCUUGGACUGCUUCUUAUUUUUAUUUUUUACCUUGUAAUUCAAGCAAGGAAAGGAAGAAAGGAAGUCCAUCUGCCACUUUCCCGCAUCCACCAAACUUUGCUGGCUUCCCUCUUCCUUUCUUUCUUUGAGGUUAGCCACAUCCAUCCAUGGCUUUUCCUCUUUGGACUUAGUGACUCGGCUGCCGAAUCUGCUUUUCCCCUCCACCUCUCUCAUACGUCAUUCAGAAUCCAACACCACCACUGAUCAAACCCAAUUAUCACACCCUGUCAUGCCCUAUAUAUAGUAACAAACAUGGCUAUUUCAGUAUUUCACAAGCCAAGCAUUGCAAACAUAACUUGCCUACUUUCCUUCCAACCUUUGUUUCUGCCAUCAAUCAAUCAAUUCUUGCACCAAACCCAUAUCACAGUUCAUUCAAUGGACAGGCAGCAGAGCUAUGAACCCACUGCAACAAUCAUGCACUCUUCUUCCAUUGCCUUGCUCCAGGAAAGGUUCCGGCAGCUAGAGCGAGCCAGGGAGAUGAGGCAACAACGUGAGCUCUUCCGGUUCUUCGCUGAAGCAGAGCAGCAGGUGAAACCAGUAGCCACCGCCAUGGUUGUUUACGAGCCACCGAACAACUUUUCUCAGCCUGAACUUCUCUUUCCAUCUAAGCAGCAGCUAUUGAUUUCAUCUCAGAAACAAAUGAAGGGACAAUGUCACUUUGAUCUUCAAGUCAGAGAGAACCCAGAUUUGGCAAAUCUGCGCUCUGCAAAUCUCCUGAUGAUGCAAACUCAAUACAACUACUUUGAUGAAUCAGAAGUUGAUACCUCUCUUCAUCUCUGAAACUUUUUUUUUAAAAAUUUUUACAAGUAGAGUUCCUCAGCAUUUGUCUUUGUUUCCUGCUGCUGGUGUUUCUAAAGUGUGUUUUUCUUUAGUGGCCUCUUUCACUGGGAACUGUAAAAACCAGCGCACAAAAAAGAAACCUCAACCCCAAGAAAUAUAAGAAACAUGGAGGGUGCAGAAAGAGAGAGGAUAGUUAUCUAAUUUCUAAUGUCUACUGGGAUUCUCAGCAUGAUCAUCUUCUUCUUCUUCACGUUCAGCCAUUACAUUGGAAUCAGAAAGAGCAUGCACAGGUCUCACUUGUAACGAAUCCUCCUCGUAAUCAGACUCUUCUCCGCUGCUGCUCCACUUCCUCUUCCUGAACUUUGGAAUCAUGCGACCUACUUCUUUGGCCUCCACAGCCUCCUCGCUAUUGUGUAUCCUUUCAAACCGAACUGCACCGACUUUUCGCGCAUUUCCAGCUAAUAUCUAAAUGAAAGGAACACAUACAACAACGUAUAACUGCAUUGGUCUAUAACUGAGCUCACCAUAAAAUAUAGCCUCUCCUGCCCUUCUCUCUAUAUACUUCCUAUGCAGGAAAUGCAACAUAUAAUAUUGGACACGACUUUACAAAUGAGUCCUUUUUCUUGAAGAAACAAGAUCAGUUUUGCAUGCCAUUACGACAGAGAUGAAACAAUAAAUGCAAAGUGUCCAUUUCUCCCCAAGAAAAGAGGCUUAGGAUUACAGUGGACGAGUUCAUUAUUGAAUGCUAAAGUAGCUAUGCAGGUUGAAAAUAUGAGUGGUUAAGGUAAUAAAUCAUUCAUUGUAAUACUUGAGUGCUCUCUGUAUGCUAUACAAAAUUAUGGGAUCAUAUGGGCAUUUCCUGAGAUCGUUCAUCUUCGCAAUUUGUAAGAUUUUAGCAAAAAACUUUAAUACAGAUUGAUCUUAAGCAUGUUUGACAACCAUGCACAAACCAACAGUUACAAUGGCGUCAAGAAUCUUUAACUUGAUUGAUGAAAGACUGACCAAACUAUUGCCUUUUAUGCUGUCAACCAAAACUAAGAUGCAAAACUAUUUUCCAGAAAAUUAUUCAACCAUCAAAAUUUCUCAUCUUUAGUUUGUUCCAUACCACACCCUAAGCAAGGCUUUCAUUCAAGACAACAGAGGUUCAAAAGACAAAGCUUCCUUAGUCAUACCUCAAGCUUGUAUAUUAGAUGCUUCUCAUUCAGUUCUCUUUCAGACUUGCCCUCCGUAUCCUCAUCUUCUUCAUUCGACUUGUCAAGAACCACUUUGAUGCUCUCACCUGUCCUUGGGAUGUAUCCAAAUGCUUCACAUAUAAAACCUGAUACUGUCUCAUACUGAUGACCCUACAACACAGAAAAAGAAGUAUUGGAGUAGGACUACAAAAGUUGAGCUUAUAUGAUGUUCUUCAAGCAUCUGCAACCAUUUCUGAAGACCAGGUACAACUUACAAGUUAAAACCAAAAGGUGUAUGUGAAGGUUGCUGAGUGUUUUUUGAGUUCCUUGAGAAAGACAUCAAUGAAAUGAAUGAAAAGGCGUGUGACCAGACUAGAUGACAUUAAGCUUCAAGACUGUAAUGCAAUUAACACACACAAAAUAAAAAGCAUAUUGUGUUGAAAUUCUGCUCAUGUUACUAAUUAGAACAACUGUUUUCCUGCAUAAAUCAUAGAGUAAUGCCAUGUUCCGCUCACAAACCUUGUAAAAUAAACUUUAAUGAGAUACUGUAAGUGUUUGUUUAUGCAUGUAAUAUGCUUAAUAAAUUGGAGGAAAAAAAGACCUACACUUCAGGUUAAUCAAAUGUGCAAGUUGAGUUGCUAACCAUUGAAAUCUUCAUAAUAGCACGGACAACUCUAAGCUGCCAUAAGCGUAUGUACUCCAUUACCCUUAACUAAAUCAAACCAUUCAUGACAUACCUCUGGCAUUUUGAUGUUUA
This is a messenger RNA of Linum trigynum, 5825 nucleotides long. Lineage: Eukaryota; Viridiplantae; Streptophyta; Magnoliopsida; Malpighiales; Linaceae. The record is from the annotation of a GenBank genome assembly.